UAUUUACCUCCAAAAAAUCAAAAUAACAGACCAAAAGUGGUCUUUUCCGUGACAAAAGCAGCCAAAAUGGAUCUCAAUAUCGUUUGUCGUGGCUGUCUUGCUGAAACCGAUAUCGUGGAUUACUUCAAACUCGACGAAAUCGGCUUAAACGACCAAUCUUACAAGCAAAUGUUGGAAGAAGUCUCCGGAUAUCAAAUCAAUGUCGAAACCGAACCGCAUCGAUUAUGCGAAAACUGCGGAAUUGUCCUCUUGGAGAUGUUCAAAUUCAAACAAACGCUCAACGAAACGCAAGAAAUCCUCAAUCAAUUAACUUCAGAAGUCGCCGAAGACGAAGAAGGAUGCUCAACAGUUGCUGUCGAGGAAUUAGAACUCGUCGAAGAUGUCCCGCUCGAAGAUACGGAAUACGGAAUGGCUGUCGAUACGGGAAAAACUAUCGAAGAACUCAUGGAUGCCGAGGAAAUUGAGGGUUUGGAGAACAUUGGACUUGCUUACGUGAAGGAAGAAAACAAAAUUGACACAAUCGGAUACGAUUCAGUCGAUCCGCAAUACACAAUAAUUGAACAAAACAAAAUUUCCUGCCCGUAUUGCGAAACACUUUGUUCGACAAAUCAAUCGUUGUCGCGACACAUGACGAACCAACAUCCCGAAGUGAAACCCGAUCAUGCCUGCACGUAUUGCGACAAGACGUAUCACUUCAAGGAAUGGUUGGAAAAUCACGAGCGACAAUGUCCCGGAGCUCGAGCUGCCAAAGAGGGAAUGAGUGAGUUCCCCUGUAAAUAUUGCGAAAAAGUAUUCGGCACGUAUCGAAAUAUGAGAAGUCAUGUCGCGAUAAGUCACAGGGAACUCGAAAGGCAAACUGAUGAGAUGGCACGAGGCGUUGCAUGUCCGUUUUGCGCGACGAAACUGAAAAAUCUUCAAACGCUGAGACAUCAUUUGGCGAAUGUGCAUGCGGAACAGCGAACCAUCAAGUGCGAUUAUUGUGAUAACUACACUUUUACGACAGAAUUGCUGCAAAUUCAUCUCACAAAGUGCAAAGGAUAUUUGGAAAAAUUGGAAUUGCAGCAAAUGGUGUGUCCCUAUUGUCCCGUUGUGAAGCACGGAAAGAAGAAAUUGAACGCGCAUAUUGUUGCUUGUCACACGAGGCACACGAAUGAGAAACGACAACUUGCCCAAUGUGAUAUUUGUAAAAAAGUCAUCAGAAAAGUUUCAAUGUACAAACACAUGCACGACUUACACAUCCAGAAGCCCCUUUUGCAUUGUCCUCAUUGCGGAGAAACGUACAAAAGUGAUUCCGGACUUCAAUAUCACAUCUCGCAAUAUCAUCAAGAACUGCAAAAAUUCGAAUGUCACUUUUGUGAAUUCACAACGACGCAAAAAACGUUACUUAAACGACAUUUGCAACGACACAAUCCCGAGAAAACUUUCAUUUGUCCGACUUGUGGGCGCGUUUGUUACUCUCUGCACUCCCUGAAGAAGCACCAAAUAAUUCACACGAACGAGAGACCAUGGAAAUGCUCGUUGUGCGAUAAAGAGUACAAAAGAAAGGAAAAACUGAAACAACAUAUGGCAAAAUUCCAUGAAAAUCGAACAGAUUACGAAUGUCCUGUAUGCCCCGAAGAAUUCUUCAGAAAUGAAUCGUUGCGACAACACAUUAUGAAAUGUCAUCCGGAAUACGAAUUACCGCCGAAGGGCACGACGCUGCAUAAAGCGAAGGACAAAAAGUUUGUCACAAAAGUAUGGAGGAAAGUUGAAAAAGUUGCUGCUGUUGGAAAUGUUAAAUUAGAGAACUAAUAAAUGAUACGAUUUUUUAAUAAAAAAACAAAAAUGUUAAAAAAUUUCCAAACGAUCGAGAUUCACUCUUAAUACAAACGUGACCUUUCCAACAAACGACAAUGGAUCAUAUAUUACAUUACACGCAAUGCUUACAUAAAAUUUAUUAAAAUUUAUCUUUUUUUCUUCCAAAACCAGUUUAUUAUGCUUUUUUGCUUCUCUUUUUACUCUAUUAAUUACCUUCAAUAU
Molecule: messenger RNA, 2019 nt
Organism: Culicoides brevitarsis
Lineage: Eukaryota; Metazoa; Arthropoda; Insecta; Diptera; Ceratopogonidae
Product: zinc finger protein draculin-like
Exons: 2
Coding region: 67-1791 (574 amino acids)
Biological process (GO): regulation of transcription by RNA polymerase II
Cellular component (GO): chromosome; nucleus
Molecular function (GO): chromatin insulator sequence binding; RNA polymerase II transcription regulatory region sequence-specific DNA binding; DNA-binding transcription factor activity, RNA polymerase II-specific
Source: RefSeq, a predicted model, not a curated record